Serinus canaria (Common canary) is the source of this 987-nucleotide messenger RNA. Its product is annotated as transcription factor SOX-3-like. The transcript has a single exon. Gene Ontology annotation, biological process: negative regulation of transcription by RNA polymerase II; positive regulation of transcription by RNA polymerase II; cell differentiation. Gene Ontology annotation, molecular function: RNA polymerase II cis-regulatory region sequence-specific DNA binding; DNA-binding transcription factor activity, RNA polymerase II-specific. The coding region runs from base 31 to 987 and encodes 318 amino acids. NCBI's taxonomy places the organism in Eukaryota, Metazoa, Chordata, Aves, Passeriformes, Fringillidae. The record is from RefSeq and is a predicted model, not a curated record.
GCCCUGGCGCACCUUUUACCGGCCCCGGCCAUGUACAGCAUGCUGGAGACGGAGAUAAAGGCGCCGCAGCCCACGCAGGGCAGCACCGCGGGCAACCCCGCUCCGGGGAGCACCGGCAAAGGCGGCGGCGGCGGCGGGGCCGGCAACGGAGCGGGAGCGGGCUCGGACCAGGACCGGGUGAAGCGCCCCAUGAACGCCUUCAUGGUGUGGUCCCGCGGGCAGCGGCGGAAGAUGGCCCAGGAGAACCCCAAGAUGCACAACUCGGAGAUCAGCAAGCGCCUCGGCGCCGACUGGAAGCUGCUGAGCGACGCCGAGAAGCGACCCUUCAUCGACGAGGCCAAGCGGCUGCGGGCCGUGCACAUGAAGGAGUAUCCGGAUUACAAAUACCGGCCCCGGAGGAAGACCAAGACCUUGCUGAAGAAGGACAAAUACUCGCUGCCCGGUAACCUGCUGGCCCCGGGCGGGGGCAACGCGGUGAGCAGCCCCGUCGGGGUGGGGCAGAGGAUUGACACUUAUGCCCACAUGAACGGCUGGACCAACGGGGCUUACUCGCUGAUGCAAGACCAGCUGGGCUACAGCCAGCACCCGGGCAUGAACAGCCCGCAGCUGCAGCAGAUGCACCGCUACGACAUGACGGGCCUGCAGUACAGCCCCAUGAUGUCCACGGCCCAGACCUACAUGAACGCCGCCUCCACCUACAGCAUGUCCCCCGCCGCCUACGGCCAGCAGCCCUCCACGGCCAUGAGCCUGGGCUCCAUGGGCUCCGUGGUGAAAUCCGAGCCCAGCUCGCCGCCUCCGGCCAUCACUUCCCACUCGCAGAGGGCCUGCCUGGGAGACCUGCGGGAUAUGAUCAGCAUGUACCUGCCCCCCGGCGGGGAUGCCACAGACCCUUCCGCCCUGCAGGGCAGCAGGUUACACAGCGUGCACCAGCACUACCAGAGUGCCGGGACUGCCGUGAAUGGUACCGUACCACUAACUCACAUAUAA